Gongylonema pulchrum is the source of this 630-nucleotide messenger RNA. Lineage: Eukaryota; Metazoa; Nematoda; Chromadorea; Rhabditida; Gongylonematidae. The record is from the annotation of a GenBank genome assembly.
UUGGCUUCAAAAGUGAAUUCGAUCAAGCAGUUUUGUGCGGAUCUCGCAGACAGAGGCCUUAUUGCCAGCUUACAUCCCGCUUAUCUCUCCAACAGUGAUUUCGCCGCUGCAUCAGCUCUUCCGGACGUCGUUUAUGCAGGUUUCGAUCCCACGGCACCCAGCUUGCAUUUCGGUCAUCUGAUCGUACUGGCUAACUUAUUUCGAGCCACUUUGCACGGUUGCCAUGCGAUUGCUCUGGUCGGCCGGGCGACAGCUCGUGUCGGUGAUCCGAGUGGUCACACCUCAGAUCGUUUGGUUGCUCCAGAAGAAGUAGUUGAUGAAAACGCCAAUGAAAUGAAAUCAGUGUUGGAGAAUUUAUGCAAUAAUUUUACGAGUGAUUAUGCUGAGGCGAGGGGAAGACUGUUGGUUGUUGAUAAUGCUGAUUGGCAUCUCAAGAUGAGCUCGCUUCAGUUUCUGGAUAUCUGUCGGAAUUUUCGCGUUGGUGAAAUGCUCAGAAUGGGAACGGUAAAGGCACGUAUGCGAAGUGGAGUGGGUCUCUCGUGCGCUGAAUUUUUGUACCAGAUAUUUCAGUCGUACGAUUGGUAUCGCCUUUCACGCGACUACAAUUGUUAUUUCCAGGUGAGAGCAUAA